Molecule: messenger RNA, 444 nt
Organism: Pseudozyma flocculosa PF-1
Lineage: Eukaryota; Fungi; Basidiomycota; Ustilaginomycetes; Ustilaginales; Ustilaginaceae
Exons: 1
Coding region: 1-444 (147 amino acids)
Source: RefSeq, a predicted model, not a curated record
AUGCAUGGAAAGCAGCUGCGACGUGAUCUAGAAGGAUCAGGAGGCACGCCCAACCCACACGACGUUAGAAGUUCAAGCAGACUAGGACGGACGGACGGUUCCAGGCGGCCAUCGCGCCUCGGGACGUCCGCAGAGACAUGUUUUCCGUCGGUAUCCGCUCGUCCGCCUGCUCUGCGUUUUAAGACUCAGCUCUGCUAUGGAUCGCACGACAGACAAAUCCAGCUGCGCUGGUUCUCCUGUUGCCAGUACCACAGGGAGAUCAUCAGGUUGCCCAUCGAACGAGGUACUGUUGGUGCGCUCGGUCGAUACGCACGGGGCCUCGGCGGGGAUCUACAGGAUCUCGAUUCGAGACCGCAAGAACGAGAAGAGAAGCAGACAAGCAAGCAGGUAGCGCGCGACCUCGAUACUGGAGGAGAGGGCCGCACCAGCAGGAACCUUGGUUAA